UAAAUAAAGACUAGGGCAGGUGUUUUUGAGCCUUUUAAAUUAAGGGGAAUUUCAUUCCAUUGAACGAAGAAACAACAAACCCACCACCUCAAGUAAUUGAGAGACAAUAUGGCGGAGGAGCAGAAGAACCCAGAAAUCACGAUUCAUGAAGAAGCAGGUCCUAAGAAAACAUCAUGGCCGGAAGUAUUCAGACUCACCGCCGAUGAAGCGGUGAAGAAAAUAAAAGAAGACAUGCCAACUGCUCAUACUGUUGUGCUUCCUUACGGUCGCCCCGUCACUUGUGAUUACCGCAAUUAUAGGGUUCGAAUCUUCGUUAAUUCCACCGGAAAAGUUGCCAGCAUUCCUCAUAUCGGCUGAUUCAAACACUCUCUCUCUC
Molecule: messenger RNA, 376 nt
Organism: Impatiens glandulifera
Lineage: Eukaryota; Viridiplantae; Streptophyta; Magnoliopsida; Ericales; Balsaminaceae
Product: subtilisin inhibitor CLSI-I-like
Exons: 2
Coding region: 109-357 (82 amino acids)
Biological process (GO): response to wounding
Molecular function (GO): serine-type endopeptidase inhibitor activity
Source: RefSeq, a predicted model, not a curated record